Messenger RNA from Seminavis robusta, 2676 nucleotides. Lineage: Eukaryota; Bacillariophyta; Bacillariophyceae; Naviculales; Naviculaceae. The record is from the annotation of a GenBank genome assembly.
AUGGUCACGCGACGCAAAUGUAUCCUCUUUGCCCUUUUGACCUGCCUGGUUGCCCCCACCGGGGCUUCCCUGCCUUUUCAGUUUGAGAGGAAUGCCACCCUUGUUGGAGAUGGUUGUACAGAUCUUAAAUGGACAGUUGACAGGGAAGCACUCAAGAUAACUCUACAAUGGAAGAGUGAAGUUGGCGCUGAAUGGACAGCAUUUGGCAUAUCAGAAUAUGGAGGAAUGAAAGGUGCUGACAUUGCUGUGGUCAAGUUCGGUGGAGGAGACAAUGGGGGCUUCCAGGUUGAGGAUAGAUUCUCCACUGAAUAUGGGCUUCCAAAGGUAGACUUUAUUAAGAAUGUCAAGCUCCUUGAGGCCCACCAUGAUGAUGAAGGAAGGAUUCAGGCUACAAUUGAAAGGAACUUGUUCACUUGUGAUGAAGAAGACAUUGACAUUGCGGCCCACCAGCAAUACAUCAUCUGUGCCUCCGGCUAUCUUGCAGAAGACCAAGACAUGCUUUACCACGGCCCAGACCGGGCAACAGGAGUGGUCAAUUUCAUGAUCAAUGAAGAACUCUUAUUCCAACGCAAGCUUGUGGCACCUCCAGCUGAUGCUCCAAAAACUUACUUGGGGGAUGGAAUGGUAGUCCACGGAAACCUGGACGCUGCUGUGACCCCUUUGCCUUUGGACAUUCAAAUGAACAACAUUUCUCUGGACUCUAAUGUCUCAACACACUAUGUGUGCGAGGUUUUCAACAUCUCCAAACCCAUUACCUACACAGCAUAUGAGGCUGUGUGGGGAGAAGGCAACACAGGUGGGGAUGGUGACAGAAAUGAAUUUCUCCACCAUCAGCACUUUUUCUUCUGCCCACAACCACCAGCUGACAUUGUAUCACACAUGGAUGGACAGCCCUGGGACUGUCUUAAUAAUGUGCCCGCCUGUGAUAUUAUUUUUGGCUAUGCAGUGGGACAACGUCUGGUGGAAGGCCCCCCUGGCUUACAUGCAGAUCUCAAUGCAGGGAUCCAUGUCCUAUUGGUUCACUAUGAAAACCCUUUUGGCAAGCCGAUUGUGAAUGAGUCUACUGGCUUCAGGCUCUGGAUCCAACCCCCAUCUCUUGAUUCGGCAGGCACCCAGCCAGGACAGAUUGCUUCCCAUGGUGGUUUGUUUCAAUCAUUGGUAAUCCCCGCUGACCCAAUUCAGAAAGAAGUUACUCUGCAGUUGCUAAUCUCAGCAGAAGCUACAAAAGAAUUUCUGCCUCGAGGGGGUGUCCAGGCCAUGGGGAGCUUGUUGCACAUGCACAAACUAGGAACUCGGGGAAGGGUCAGCUUGAUCAGGAAUGGCACGCACAUCAUGGAUGUCUACAAUCACAAAUCAUAUGAUUAUGCACGACAAAGUGCAGACUCUACCCGCUGGAGGUUCCUUCCUGGGGACGCCCUUAUUAUUUCAUGCACAUAUCGGCCUCUUGUUGAUAGAGAUGUAGUUGGAGGCUACAGCGUUGAUGAUGAAAUGUGUCAUUUUUACGUGGGCUGGGCACCAGCAGUGCCAAACUAUGGGAGGCCUAUGGGGGUCUAUGUCAGGGAAGGAGAACCUUUCAAGAAUACACCUAUUGGAAACAACAUCACAGUGAAUGCUAAUCAAGGACACCUACCAUACAGUGACUUUAAGUAUCCACCCACUCCCAAGAGCAGCCAUGACUUUGUCCAACUCUCUGACCACCGCAGGAAUAUCUGCAAGCCAUUGCUAAUGGAGAUGACAGAAUCCAACACAAUCACCUAUGGCGACCCAGCUGUUUAUGCACAGCUUGUCGCCAUUGCUGCUUUUGUGGGAGUCACUCUCCUUUCCAGCAAAAAGUUCGUGAGGUUUCUUGGAAUCCACACUUGUGACUUGAGGGAACGGCGCAAUGCUGUGGUCUACCUUGGUGAGCUCAUGUUCAGCACAGUGGCACUUCCGAUUGUGUGCAUGGAUCUGGCUUCGAUCUAUAAGGAAGAUGCCACCUUCAAUGGUGUGGAUCCCGAUAUGCUUACUAUCUCGCGAGGUCUCAUAAUGACCCAAGCUGUGCUGUAUUUGAUGGAACUUUUCUAUCGAAUUGAUGUCCGUUGGUCACUUGUCCUACACCAUAUCACGACUUUGUGUACCAUGAUGUAUCUGAUUGUGGUCGCUGUUGUCAAUUUCAGUCUUUUGGCCUUCAAGUUCGGAAUGGCCUUGAUUAUCUUGGCAAUGUCAGAGCAGCCCUUGUACAUUGUACUCUUGCUCCGACUUACUGGAUUCCGCGAGACUCACAGGAGCAUUUGGCCGAGACUUUGUCACAUUGCUUGUUUCUUGUUUGUGGCCAGCAGGGUGGUUGUGGUAAUCCUUGUUGUCAAUCUCUUGGUCCAGCAGUCUGGAUCUUCGGAUAUUGCAUGGGCAUACCAGGAAGUCAGCUUUUCUGAGUGGGCACCGUCCAGUCCCUUCUUUACGGACCCCAGGGCCGUCAAUGCUGUUUUGAUUAUCUUGUUGGUGGCCAUUCUGUUUUCCAAUUUCUUUGCUGUUGCUGCCAUGUUACACAUGGCGAAGCCUCCCAGAAGUGUCAGUAUCACUGGCAGCCACGAGAUCACAGAGGAUGACAUUUUGAAUUCCCAAGAGAAGCAGAGCUCUAUGUCAAGCGGCCCAAAUGAAUCUGAAUCUGAAGCCUUGAGUAAGAUUCAUGGUGCUUGA